GAUUCACGUGAGUGUUUCUUUUUUAUUCCUUAAGGAAUUUUUCCAUUGUAAAGUAAUAUCCUGAUAAGCAGCCUUCUGUUUCCGGUUGGCCUGUUGCCGUGGUAACGAGCACGCACAGCCACCGCGGCGGUUAUGGCGGGGCUGGGCGGUGCGCAGAUCCCCGACGGGGAGUUCACCGCGGUCGUGUACCGGCUCAUCCGGGAUGCCCGCUACGCCGAGGCGGUGCAGCUGCUGGGCGGAGAGCACCAGCGGAGCCCGAGGAGCCGCGCCGGCCUGUCGCUGCUGGGCUACUGCUACUACCGGCUGCAGGAGUUCGCGCUGGCGGCCGAGUGCUAUGAGCAGCUGGGCCAGCUGCACCCGGAGCUGGAGCAGUACCGCCUGUACCAGGCCCAGGCCCUGUACAAGGCCUGCCUUUACCCAGAGGCCACCCGCGUCGCCUUCCUCCUCCUGGACAACCCCGCCUACCACAACCGAGUCCUCCGUCUCCAGGCCGCUAUCAAGUACAGCGAGGGCGACCUGCCCGGGGCCAGGAGCCUGGUGGAGCAACUACUGAGUGGGGAAGGGGGAGAAGACAGCGGGGGCGAGAAUGAGCUCGAUGGCCAGGUCAGCCUGGGUUGUUUGCUCUACAAGGAGGGACAUUAUGAAGCCGCGUGUUCCAAGUUCUCUACGGCCCUGCAGGCUUCAGGCUACCGGCCUGACCUUUCCUACAACCUAGCUUUGGCCUAUUACAGCAGCCGGCAUUAUGCCUCGGCGCUGAAGCAUAUCGCCGAUAUUAUUGAGCAUGGCAUCCGUCAGCACCCAGAGCUGGGUGUUGGCAUGACCACCGAGGGCAUUGACGUUCGAAGUGUUGGCAACACCUUAGUCCUUCACCAGACUGCUCUGGUGGAAGCCUUCAACCUCAAGGCUGCCAUAGAAUACCAAUUGAGAAACUAUGAGGUAGCCCAGGAAACCCUCACUGACAUGCCACCUAGGGCAGAGGAAGAAUUAGACCCUGUGACACUGCACAAUCAGGCGCUAAUGAACAUGGAUUCCAGGCCUACAGAAGGAUUUGAAAAGCUACAGUUUUUGCUGCAACAGAACCCCUUUCCUCCAGAGACCUUUGGCAACCUGUUGCUGCUCUACUGUAAAUAUGAAUAUUUUGACCUGGCAGCAGAUGUCCUGGCAGAGAACGCCCAUUUGACUUACAAGUUCCUCACACCCUAUCUGUAUGACUUCUUGGAUGCCAUGAUCACCUGCCAGACAGCUCCUGAAGAGGCUUUCAUUAAGCUGGAUGGGCUGGCAGGGAUGCUGACUGAACAGCUCCGGAGACUCACUAAACAAGUGCAGGAAGCAAGACACAACAGGGAUGAUGAGGCUGUCAAAAAGGCAGUGAAUGAGUAUGAUGACACCCUUGAGAAGUAUAUUCCCGUGCUGAUGGCCCAGGCCAAAAUCUACUGGAACCUUGAAAAUUACCCAAUGGUGGAAAAGAUCUUCCGCAAAUCAGUGGAAUUCUGUAGUGACCAUGAUGUGUGGAGGCUGAAUGUGGCUCAUGUUCUGUUCAUGCAGGAAAACAAGUACAAAGAAGCCAUAGGUUUUUAUGAGCCCAUCGUCAAGAAGCAUUAUGACAACAUCCUGAAUGUCAGUGCUAUCGUGCUGGCUAACCUGUGUGUUUCAUAUAUUAUGACAAGUCAAAAUGAAGAAGCCGAGGAGUUGAUGAGGAAGAUUGAAAAGGAGGAAGAGCAGCUCUCCUAUGAUGACCCGGACAAGAAAAUCUACCAUCUCUGCAUUGUGAAUUUGGUGAUAGGGACGCUUUAUUGUGCCAAAGGAAACUAUGACUUUGGUAUUUCUCGGGUUAUCAAGAGCUUGGAACCUUAUAGUAAAAAACUGGGAACUGAUACCUGGUAUUAUGCCAAAAGAUGCUUCCUGUCCUUAUUAGAAAACAUGUCAAAACACAUGAUUGUACUGCGUGACAGUGUUGUUCAAGAAUGUGUCCAGUUUCUAGAACACUGUGAACUUUAUGGUAGGAACAUACCUGCCGUUAUUGAACAACCCCUGGAAGAAGAAAGAAUGCAUAUUGGAAAGAAUACAGUCACAUAUGAAUCCAGACAAUUAAAAGCUUUGAUUUAUGAGAUUAUAGGAUGGAAUAUGUAGUAAUAUAUAAUAAUGGUGUUUAUCAAAAUGGCUCUGUUAAUUGUAUUUGCUACUCUGUUUUAUGUUUGUCUUUUAGCAUCUUCACAUUUGGUACAUGUUGAAAUCUGUACACUUUAAAAUUUUAAUUAAAAUGAUUUAGAUGUAUCUUUUAGGAUACCUCACAAAGGAAAUUUAAAAAAGAUCUUGAAUCCUAGAAGGAUUUAUAAAAAAUUCAACAAUGAAUGGGGAAGUGUGUCUAAUAGUAUUUGUAAUGUCUACAUCCCCUCAUCUUUGUAUUUUUUGUGCUUGCUAUAUCCUGAGAAAACCCUACAUGACAAGAUUACAUCAUCCGGGGACCAGGCACUAUCAAGUCUAGAGCUCACUUAAUGUAUAGGACAUCUGAACAUUAAUAAUAAUGUCAAGCAUUGCAUGUUUUACUCCAAUAAUUUACUACCCUUAAGUAACAUUUAUUUGUAAUGCAUUCAUUUUGCAUAGACUUUAGUAUAUCCUGGCAGAAUUUUCCAAUACAAUUGUAAUACUUUAACAAAAAUUCCUUAUGUUCUAAUUUUUUUUUAAAUCUGCAAAAUUCAGCAGGAAAUCUUGUGCCAUGACAAAAUUACAGUGCUAUGGUGUGGAGACAAUAAACAGUUGACAAAUUUCCAGGGUUUUCUUUUGUCCAUUUGUUAAUAAUUUGAAUAUAUGAGCAUUAAAAAGAUACGAUCUUACUCUUUUCAUAAUUGAUCUUUAACAGUGAUUAAUAA
Messenger RNA from Camelus dromedarius (Arabian camel), 2870 nucleotides. RefSeq names its product intraflagellar transport protein 70A. The record is from RefSeq and is a predicted model, not a curated record. Gene Ontology annotation, molecular function: protein binding; intraciliary transport particle B binding. The transcript has a single exon. Gene Ontology annotation, biological process: intraciliary transport. NCBI's taxonomy places the organism in Eukaryota, Metazoa, Chordata, Mammalia, Artiodactyla, Camelidae. Gene Ontology annotation, cellular component: intraciliary transport particle B; axonemal microtubule. Bases 133 to 2130 code for a protein of 665 amino acids.